Molecule: messenger RNA, 1136 nt
Organism: Apaloderma vittatum (bar-tailed trogon)
Lineage: Eukaryota; Metazoa; Chordata; Aves; Trogoniformes; Trogonidae
Gene: GCM1
Product: glial cells missing homolog 1 (Drosophila)
Exons: 5
Biological process (GO): regulation of transcription by RNA polymerase II; gliogenesis
Cellular component (GO): nucleus
Molecular function (GO): DNA-binding transcription activator activity, RNA polymerase II-specific; RNA polymerase II cis-regulatory region sequence-specific DNA binding
Source: RefSeq, a predicted model, not a curated record
UCCUGGUUGUGAAGUGCCUGAGAGGGCUGACAGCCAGUCAACUUCAAAAGCAGCCAGGAGAAACUUUCUGGCUAACUUCGGGGGGGAAUUCAAAAAUGCUGAAAGGUGCAGAUGAUGUUGUUAUGGAGCAGGAGGACUCUGCUUCCCGACAUGGAAUACUGACAAGCUGGGAUAUCAAUGACAUCAAACUUCCACAGGACGUAAGACAGACAGACUGGUUUCAAGAAUGGCCAGAUUCCUACGUAAAACAUAUCUAUAGCUCAGAGGAUAAAAAUGCUCAGAGGCACCACAGCAGCUGGGCCAUGAGAAACACCAACAACCACAACUCCCGCAUCUUAAAGAAGUCCUGCCUGGGGGUGGUGGUCUGUGGCAAUGACUGCUCGACCUUGGAUGGGAGGAAGAUCUACCUAAGACCAGCCAUAUGUGAUAAAGCUAGGCAAAAACAACAGCGGAAAUGCUGUCCAAAUUGCAAUGGACCACUGCAGCUCCUUUCCUGCCGAGGCCAUGGUGGUUAUCCAGUUACCAAUUUCUGGAGGCAUGAAGGCCAAUUCAUAUUUUUUCAGUCCAAAGGAGCUCAUGACCAUCCACGUCCAGAAACAAAACUAGAAGCAGAAGCAAGAAGAUCAAUUCAAAAAGCACAGACAGCUCUUUUUCCAUCUUCUCCAAGAUUAAGAAGAAUCCGGGACAUUGAGUCUCUGACAGGUGCAAUGCCGACACGGGAGGCUUUGCCUUUGCUCCUUUCCAAGCCCGACACUUACAUGCUACCUGCUAAUUUCGGGGGACAUUUAAGCAAAAGCUCCGGGGAGCCAAUGCUGGGCAGCUGCUCUGGGCGGCCACCAUACCCAAGGGCAGCUGGGGAGGACGAGGGGUCCGGAGAGACCCCAACCUGGAUCAAGAGCCUGGCCCUUGAGAGGACCCCCAGCACCAGGAGACCUUGCAGCGACCCUGCCAUCCCCACGGCUGAUCCGCCAUGUGCAGACCCUUCCACCCAGCACAUCCUGCUGGUGGCAAAGGGCGGCCAUGUCUCCUUCGGGCCUAAUGCUGAUCCUUUGGGGAUUGAAAGCUGUGAGGAGAAAUCCCCACUGGAUUACAGUGGUGGCGGCUGCCUCCCUCCACCACCCUACCCUGUGCCUCAG